Messenger RNA from Pungitius pungitius (ninespine stickleback), 3703 nucleotides. Its product is annotated as nocturnin-like. NCBI's taxonomy places the organism in Eukaryota, Metazoa, Chordata, Actinopteri, Perciformes, Gasterosteidae. The record is from RefSeq and is a predicted model, not a curated record. Bases 2273 to 3469 code for a protein of 398 amino acids. Gene Ontology annotation, biological process: circadian rhythm. The transcript is spliced from 5 exons. Gene Ontology annotation, molecular function: poly(A)-specific ribonuclease activity.
UUUGCCCCUAGUGUUCCAGGUACAAAAUGAUUGGAUUAGACCUAACAAAGAGUUUUAACAAAGUCACAACUGGUUAUUCGACAAGAAUAAAACAUGCUUGAAGAAAGAAUGAUCAGAUAGCAAUAAGAAGAUCAUACAGAUAAAACGCUGUGUAUUAUUACUAGUACUUCUUCUGUUCCACUUCAAGCACAGCUCCAGAGUAUUUUCUCAAUCUUAAUCUUAAGUUUAGCCAUUCUAUUGACCAAACUGUGUGGACUAUUGGUCUCUUGUGAGCGUGAAGAUAUUUUCUUGAGCGACAAUGGUUUGCUUUCUCAAAUCCCACGAGCAGGUUCGUGUUAUAUCCCAGAGAAUUGGCACGUAAGUAUGUAAUGUGUGGUUUGAGUUCUUUUCAGCACGACAAACAAGGUCCAAACCCUGACAAAACACCACAGGUGAAACCAAAUAAAUCGUUGUGUUCACUCAGCUUUGUGCUGUGAAGGAGGCUGCACCGUCUAAAGGUCAGAGAGAAAAGCAGUAACGUAAUACCACAAACUGCAUAACGUACACAAUGCUGACUCUGGGGCCUGCAGGACGCACACAUGUGAAUCUGCAAGUGCACCGCUCAAGAAAUGAAGUUAAAUUUCCUUUUUGGAAACCACUGUCGGUACACGUGUUUAAUAGCAUUUGGCACGCUGGAAUUAGUACAGCCUCAGUGUUGUUGUGACCAUUUGUUAAACUGAUGAAUCCCACAGAGGAUAAACUAUCGAUUCCAAAUAAUUCAAUUUAGUUACAUGCCAACAGCAGUUUUGUAGGUGGGUAUAGUUUAACAUGUACAAUGAAACAAGAGGCCAGAAUACAGUGUUGUGUGUAUUUAACACAGACAAAUAAAAAUGAAAGUCUCGAUGGAUGCAAAUACAACCAUCUGUUCUUUCUCUCUAUGCAAUAAUGGUAUAAAACCACAUCACAGGGAGGUCGUCUCCACCAUGCGGAAGAUAUCGCAUCAAAAAUAAAACCCCACACGUACUGGAAUGUCAUGAGGCAGCUGUUUUUCAGAAUGGAAAUGUUGAUAUAGUGACGUGCUCUCGCUCUCCUGCACACAAACACUGAACUAUUCUGCCUGGAGCCAGUAGCGGAUAUGAGUCACACUGCGCACACACACACACACACACACACACACACUCUGAUGGAUAUAAUCAACAUAUGCACAUUCACCCCGUUCAGACAUCAGUUACUCGUGGGAGACAUUGUCUCUUCGAGCUGCUUAAAAACAACCUCCAUUCAGAAGAAGUCCCGCCGGUUGAUCCCUCGCCGGCACCCACUACGAUUGUGUCGUGACUUCUGCCGAGUGUUUUCCAACAGUGUGGUGUCUGGGUGUUGCGUCCCCGGUUUUGAGUCACUCUUCCUUUUUUUUCCGGCAUCGUGUGCCUGUCUGUGUGCGACGCACUGACGUCAUGGCAACGCAGUGGAAAGUGCAAACAUUUGUUCCCAACCCCAUUCCCUCGGGUGAAGAGAUUUAUAUUAAUAGAACAACAGUCUGAUGCAUCGCUGUGGUCUCUUGAAAAAUGAGUACUAGUCUCUUAUAAAUGUGUUGCCUUAAAUCUCACGACCCUUUUGAAAUGAUCCCAAUGCAUUACUGCAUAAUUGCAGGAGGUCCGUACUGUGAUAAAAGCGGCUCAAUUUUGAUUCCAGACCAAAAUGUCAAUUUCAUUUUUGCUCGGUGAUUUUGGAAAAGUACUACGGGCGAUGGAAAAUAACCGCUGUAACAUUGCUGCCUGUAAUUUGGGCUCUGUUACAACAUGCAAAGCAAGGAAGUUGUUAUUGCAAAACAAAAACACCCUUUAGCGACUCAUUGUUACCCAGCUGUGCAGCCGUUAACCCGGAGAACGGGUACAUUUCAAUGGCCGGCAGUUUGAUGUGUGUUUAAUUGUGAGGGUGGGACUCCGUGUUAGUGCAUCCGUCACACAUCUCACACACACACACCCGAGCUUCAGUGUGUGUGUGUGUGUGAGAGAAAGCAGCGGUUUGGAUUGCGCAGUGUUGCCCUCGCUGCCGCACCAGCACAUCCUGUAAUAAUCUGUCUUGCCUGGUGACGUCUACACUUCUUACGCUCUGUCCCUCCCUCCCUCCCCCUCCCGAGGCUUUAUAGUGGGAAGCAAGGCAUUAGUUCUGCAUUCACAGUCACGGUCAUUGUCACAGUCUCCCGGUUUGAAUCAGCUGACAGGAACACACCGUGUAAAAAUAGGCGUUAAGGACAAUUUACUAAAGUGCAGAUUGGACAUAGCUGUGGACCGUGAUGGACACAAUGGUGUGUCCAAUGGGUGGAGGGGCUACCAGGCUGUUCAGCCCACUCACUCAGAGCAGCAGCAGCUCUGCACUGGCCCUCCCUCCGCCUGCAGACACAAACCUGGACCCGGCUUUCUGCCAGGGGCAGAAGGCGUCCCCUCUAUGUCCCCCAAGUCCAGCGGAGCUGCUGCAGCAGUGUGAAGAGGCCCUGAGGGGCCGACCACCUCGCCUCCACAGGAAGUUCACCCACCUCAAUGAUGGAGACGGCGUCCCCAGCCGCUCCAUCAGGGUGAUGCAGUGGAACAUACUGGCACAAGCUCUGGGCGAGGGACUCGACAAUUUUGUUCAGUGUCCCCCGGAGGCCCUCAGCUGGUCCCGCAGGAAGUACCUCAUCUUAGAGGAGAUCCUCACCUACAGACCUCAUAUCCUGUGUCUGCAGGAAGUCGACCACUACCAUGACACCUUCCAGCCGGUUCUGGAAGGCCUCGGCUACAGCGGCAGCUUUUGCCCCAAACCCUGGUCGCCGUGCCUGCACGUGGAGGGCAACAACGGUCCCGACGGCUGUGCGCUGUUCUUCGACCGGUCGCGCUACGAGUGCCUCGAUAGCGUGAACCUAAAGCUCUCUGCCCUGCGGAUUCCAACCAAUCAGGUUGCCGUGGUGACUAUGCUGCGCUGUCGGAGCACAGGGAGACGCGUGUGCGUGGCGGUGACCCAUCUAAAGGCUCGUUCUGGCUGGGAGUGGCUCCGCAGCACCCAGGGCUCGGACCUCCUGCGACACCUCCAGAAUCUGGUCCAGAAGCACGCUGGCGAUCCUGCGGCGGCCCCCGGGUCAGACAUUCCGCUCCUCAUAUGUGGGGAUUUCAACGCGGUCCCCACCGAGGAGGUGUACCAACGUUUCAUCACGUCGCCUCUCCGCUUGGAAUCGGCCUACAAGAAGCUCAGCCUGGACGGCUUGACCGAGCCGGAGUACACGACUUGGAAGAUUCGGCCUACGGGGGAAUGCUGCAGCACUCUGGACUACAUCUGGUACAGUCGGGACACACUGAGAGUGGACACCGUUUUGGAAAUGCCCACUGAGCAACAGAUCGGGCCGAACAGGCUUCCGUCUUUCAGCUAUCCAUCAGACCAUCUCGCGCUGGUUUGUGACUUCAGCUUUAAGGAGGAGGAAGGAGAGGAUGAACCUGCACACAGGACGGGUCAGCAAUGAGAAGAAAAGGCGCAUAAGACGCCGUUUGGAAGGGACAAGCGGGGGGAGACAAGUUAGUUACACUUAAUAAAUGUAUAAAGUCACAGAAACACAUGCUGCAACAACAUAGCUACCUGCUCAGUGAAAGUGCUGGAUUGGAAACUAUAUAAAAUACACACAUUUCCAAUCCCCAAACUGUAGUAAAUGUUGUGCUCCGGACUGCAGAGUGACUGAGAAUAAAAUGAUUUUGCUGAA